Ochotona princeps (American pika) is the source of this 658-nucleotide messenger RNA. Its product is annotated as torsin-1A-interacting protein 2. The record is from RefSeq and is a predicted model, not a curated record. Lineage: Eukaryota; Metazoa; Chordata; Mammalia; Lagomorpha; Ochotonidae. The transcript has a single exon. The coding region runs from base 223 to 618 and encodes 131 amino acids.
GCUGCUAGUAAGUGACUGAUUCCUUUACAGACUGCAUUGGUUCCUGAGUUCAGAGACUGAGUUGCAAUUGAGUGAAAUUAGACUGCGGAAUCUUGAAUUGUACCAGGUGAACUGAGAAAUCACUAAGCCAAACUGUAAUAGGACUGGUCAUUUGGGUUUCUAUCUCUGUCAUUGCUGCCUCUUGCUGUUACAUUGCUACUUGUGUUGUCCUUGUAGGUCCAAAUGUUCUCAGAUAAUUCACAUUGCCCUGACUGUGGACAGCAGUGGUUCCCUAGUUUAGAACUAGGCCACUGGUUGUACCAAACUGAACUGGUUGAGAAUGAAUGUUACCAAGUAUUCUUAGACCGUAUUAACAGGGCUGAUUACUGCCCUGAGUGCUACCCUGAUAACCCUGCCAACAGAAGCCUUGUCCUCCCGUGGUCUUUCCCCCUGGAGUGGGCUCCGCAGAAUCUGACCAGGUGGACCUUUGAAAAAGCUUGCCAUCCAUUUCUUCUGGGUCCUCCACUGGUUAGAAAAAGAAUCCACGAUUCCAGAGUUGCCGGUUUUAACCCUGCAUUACAGUUGAUCUUGACCAGAACAGACAAAACUUUAAACAAGAAACUUGGUCAAAGUAAAUAAUUUCUUUUAACAGUGAAAGUCAUGGAGAGUCUAGAGUCUC